Messenger RNA from Etheostoma spectabile (orangethroat darter), 2213 nucleotides. RefSeq names its product choline kinase alpha. The coding region runs from base 271 to 1527 and encodes 418 amino acids. The record is from RefSeq and is a predicted model, not a curated record. Gene Ontology annotation, cellular component: cytoplasm. Gene Ontology annotation, biological process: phosphatidylethanolamine biosynthetic process; CDP-choline pathway. The transcript is spliced from 12 exons. Lineage: Eukaryota; Metazoa; Chordata; Actinopteri; Perciformes; Percidae. Gene Ontology annotation, molecular function: choline kinase activity; ethanolamine kinase activity.
UCAUUCCUUGCCAGAAAGAGAUUGUGCUUGCCUCCGUAUCCAGUCUGCUUCUCACCGAAACGAGAGCGAAACUCCGCAUCUCACCGACGACAGAAUAAAUCAAAGAAGCUAGCCCCAGCUCUCUGACCGUUAUACCGAGAGAGAGAAAAGCCAUUUGUAGACGGAUAACGGACAGAAAUCCUCCCGCGACGCAGAGGAGCCUCUCCUUAGCAGCUCAGGCUGUUCAACUCCGAAUAUUUAAGCUUCAUUUCUUUGUUGAAAACACGCAAAAUGAAAACCAAAUUCAUCAACGGGGUUUCUUCUUCCCCCUCCUUGUCCCUCGGUCUGCUGGUGACCGAGAACGCCCUGCAGGUUCAGCCCGACACCGAGGAGGACUGUAAGGAGCUGGUCCACCCCGACCAGCCCGACCUCGACACCCAGCGCAAGGCGUAUCUGUGGUGCAGGGAGUUCCUCCACGGCGCGUGGAAAGGCCUGGCGGAGGACGACUUCCACAUCACCAUCAUCAGGGGUGGUUUGAGCAACAAGCUCUUCCUGUGCAGCCUUCCUGACAGCGUGGACACUGUUUGGGAUGAGCCCAGGACCGUCCUGCUGCGCCUCUAUGGGGCCAUCCUGCAGAUGUCCUGUAAUAAAGGAGAUUCCCAACUGUCAAACAAAGAAAAUCCCUUCCAAGGGGCGGAGGCCAUGGUGUUGGAGAGCGUGAUGUUUGCUAUUUUAGCGGAACGGGAGCUCGGACCCAAACUCUAUGGGAUUUUCCCCCAGGGCCGACUGGAGCAGUAUGUCCCCAGUCGUAAACUUGACACCUGUGAGUUAAGCGAGCCCAGCAUCUCGGCGGAGGUUGCAGAGAAGAUGGCCCGGUUUCAUGGAAUGAGGAUGCCCAUCAACAAGGAACCCAAGUGGCUGUUUGGAACUAUGGACAAGUACUUGAACCAGGUCAUGAGGCUGAACUUCACCAGAGAGUCGCACCUGCGUCGCUUCAACCGACUGCUCAGCUACAACCUGCCACAGGAGGUGGAAAUGCUCAAGUCCCUGCUGGAGUCCACCCACUCCCCUGUAGUGUUCUGCCACAAUGACUGUCAAGAAGGAAACAUCCUGCUGCUGAAGGGCCGCCAGAGCUCAGACAAACAGAAGCUGAUGCUCAUUGACUUUGAGUACAGCAGCUACAAUUACAGGGGAUUCGAUAUUGGCAACCAUUUCUGUGAAUGGAUGUACGACUACAGCUGUGAGGAGUUUCCUUUCUUCAAAAUGAAUGCUCAUGCCUACCCUUCAAAGGCCCAGCAGCUGCACUUCAUCGACAGCUACCUGCGCGAGUCUGAUCGAGGGUUCGACAACCUGAGUGAGGAGGACCAAAUGAAGCUGAAGGAGGAGAUGUACGUGGAGGUCAACAGGUUCUCCCUGGCGUCCCACUUCUUUUGGGGCUUGUGGUCCAUCAUCCAGGCCCGGCUCUCCACCAUCAAGUUUGGAUACCUGGACUAUGCCCAGGCCAGAUUUGAUGCCUACUUCCAGCAAAAGAAGAUCUGGGCCGUGUAAUGGAGCCAAAUGGUUGGAUGCACUUCCAACACGUUGAGCCAAACGGCAGCAGGAGGACAAGCAGGCUGAUAGAAGAUAGAAGACUCCACCAUCAACGCUUUACUAUGCUCCCUGCUUUGAGAGGAUUUUGCCGGCUACCGUGGGACCUGUGUUGAACCAAAGCCAAAUCUCGAUCACAAGGCUAGGUGCUUAUGGUAUGUCUCGUGAUCCUUUGCAGCUGAAACGUUUACAGUGUGUAACUCCCUGAGAGCCAAAAAAGAAAAGAAAACGAUGACUUGUACUAACCUUCAUCACUGGUCACCGCUGCUCUCCGCUUCUGCGUUGUUGGAAUCAUAUCACUAACACAAGGGUUGAGUUGAGCAGGAGAGAGGGGGGUUUCGGUUACAGCUAGAUUGGAAAUCUUAACAUUGCAUCAAUGUAUCUGUAUUGACCAUUCCCUUAUGGAAAUGUUCUGUAAAUAACCAAAACAUGAACUUCUCUUGGUAGAUUCCUGCUUACUGAAGGAGCCAUUGGGUAACUAUGUAUAUUAUAUAUAGACCACAAUGUGCCAGUAACCUGGCCCUGUCUGUUAAUGAUGGGCUGAUUUGUUGGCUAGUGGAAUCACGACUUGAUUUUCUACACUUCUAUAUAUUGCACACGUGCUGUUGGUUCGAUUUUAUUUUUUUAAAUGGUUAUAUUUGACAUUU